AGUUACAUUUCUCUAACAAUUAUGGCUUGUUUGGAGAUAAAGUUUGGUAAAUGAAAGAAAGAAGUUUCGUCGUGAUGAGAGGUGCCAAGAACAGAUGAAUUUCGAAUUGUCACUAUAGUGUAAGAGUGUGUCAGUAUGAUGAAGUUGUGUACAAAGGUUUAGAAGUUUAACUUUUUCUCCUUUUGUGUGAAAAACAGGUGCAACGAACGCUGUGAAUAAUUGUGGAAAAACAGUGUGCAUGCAUUAAAUGGGAUGAGCUACUAUUGUUUGUUAGUAGUUGAAACGAAUUAAAGAGUUAGGGGGACCAAUAUAGUAAAACAUAUAUCCUUCCUGGGGUUAUAAAAGCCUCUCAUCAUGCUAGUUGAUAUGUACUACACCAACCACACAGGAUCAAAGAGAGUGUGAGUGAUUUCAUAUAGUAAAGAUGUUACUAGAGAACAAGAAAACAGCGUUAUUGUUAUUGCUUUGUGCGCAUGUUUUUGUGGCCGAUAUUGUGGUUGCAAGGAAUGUGGCAAAUGUAAACAAUGAAGAGGAGAAGAACCUUGUAGGAUUUGGUAAGGGAGGUGGAUUUGGAGUUGGAUUUGGUGGAGGAGGAGGAGCUGGUGGAGCUGGAGCUGGAGGAGGAGGAGGACUUGGAGGUGGUGCAGGUGGUGGAGGAGGGUUUGGUGGAGGUGUAGGUGGGGGCGGUGGACUUGGAGGUGGAGGAGGGUUUGGUGGAGGUGCCGGUGGAGGGCAUGGGAUAGGAGGUGGGAUUGGUAAAGGAGGAGGAAUUGGCGGUGGGAUAGGAAAAGGUGGAGGACUUGGUGGGGGUGGUGGCUUUGGAAAAGGUGGAGGCGUAGGAGGUGGAACAGGUAAAGGUGGAGGACUGGGAGGUGGUCAUGGUGGAGGGUUAGGAGGUGGUGGUGGCUUUGGAAAAGGUGGUGGUGUUGGAGGUGGAAUAGGUAAAGGUGGAGGACUAGGAGGUGGUCAUGGUGGAGGGUUAGGAGGUGGUGGUGGCUUUGGAAAAGGUGGUGGUGUUGGAGGUGGAAUAGGUAAAGGUGGAGGAUUAGGAGGUGGUGGCUUUGGAAAAGGUGGUGGUGUUGGAGGAGGUGCAGGUGGUGGUUUUGGAAAGGGUGGUGGCAUUGGCAAGGGUGGAGGUCUUGGUGGUGGAGGUGGUAUAGGAAAAGGUGGUGGUGUAGGCGGUGGGAUUGGUAAAGGUGGAGGUCUUGGUGGUGGUGGAGGUUUUGGAAAAGGUGGUGGUGUAGGGAGUGGAAUUGGCAAAGGUGGAGGUCUUGGUGGUGGUGGAGGCUUUGGAAAAGGUGGUGGUGUAGGAGGUGGAAUUGGCAAAGGUGGAGGUUUAGGUGGUGGUUCAGGUGGAGGUGGCGGUUUAGGUGGUGGUGUUGGAGGUGGUUCUGGCACUGGUAUUGGUGGUGGAAUUGGGAAAGGUGGAGGUUUUGGUGGAAGUGUUGGAGGUGGUUCAGGCGGAGGUUUAGGUGGUGGUGUUGGAGGUGGUUCAGGGGGAGGCUUGGGUGGUGGUGUUGGAGGUGGUUCAGGUAGUGGACUUGGAGGAGGAUUUGGUAAAGGUGGAGGUUUUGGUGGUGGUGCUGGUGGAGGUUCUGGCGGUGGUAUUGGUGGAGGAUUUGGCAAAGGUGGUGGCUUUGGAGGAGGUGUUGGCGGAGGAGCAGGAGGUGGUUUUGGUGGAGGGGCUGGUGGUGGAUUUGGUGGUGGUGGUGGCGGAGGAGGAGGAGGUGGAGGUGGUGGAAUUGGAAAGUUGCACCACUGAGCAUCACUAUUAUCGUCGAUGUUGCAUGCGAUAUAGACUAAUAUAUCAUUUUAUUGAGCUUCUAUUGUUUCUGCGUUGUAUCUUCACAUCAAAAACUUGCAUGAGUGAAAUUAAAAUAUUACUAUGCUUAUCAUAUAAAUGUAUGAAAUUUUCUCGGAUAACAUUGAAUGAAAGAAUUAAAUAUA
Lathyrus oleraceus (garden pea) is the source of this 1947-nucleotide messenger RNA. RefSeq names its product glycine-rich cell wall structural protein. The coding region runs from base 425 to 1762 and encodes 445 amino acids. The record is from RefSeq and is a predicted model, not a curated record. Lineage: Eukaryota; Viridiplantae; Streptophyta; Magnoliopsida; Fabales; Fabaceae. The transcript has a single exon.